AUGGCUAGUCGUGAUCGUGAUAAAUUUAGAUCACAUCCUUCAGGUCAUCAAAAGCGGUUGAAAAAAGCAAAAGUUGAAGCAUUCAUGCAAAAACAACGUGGAUGUUUUGAAAAGUUUAUCAGUAAAAAAAAUAAAGAUUUAUUGGAUGGAGUAGAAACUUGUGGAACUAGUGGAAACUUGGUUAAUAAAAAUGAUGGAAUAAAAAACACAAAUAUGGAUUGCGUAAAAAGAAAUCCACAUCAAGAGUUUCCUGUUAAUAGUGAAAACCCACCAAGAAAGUUUACUUCUUAUCAUUUCUAUCGAACUAUGUCUAACGGUGAACGCGUCGAUAGAGAAUGGUUAGUAUAUUCGAAUAAAAAGGAUUGUGUAUACUGCUUUUGCUGCAAACUUUUUAAAAAAAAUUGUACUAGUGGUUUAUCUUUAAACGGUAUCAACGAUUGGAAAAAUAUAAGUUAUUCUCUUAAAAUACAUGAACAAUCGAUUAAUCAUUGUCAAUCACUUAAAGAUUGGUUGGAACUUAAAACAAGAUUAUUGUCAUCACAAACAAUUGACAAAGAACAUUUAGCGAUGAUAGAAAAAGAAAAGAACCACUGGCGCAAUGUACUUAAAAGAAUUAUAUGUACCGUGCAAUUUUUAUCUAAACACAAUGACGCAUUUAGAGGUUCAUCUGAUAAAGUCUGUACAAAAAAUAAUGGAAAAUUCCUCGGACUUAUCGAAAUGAUGGCAUCAUUCGACGAUGUCAUGGCAGAACACAUUCGAAGAAUAAAUAAUCAAGAAACUCAUGAUCAUUACCUUGGACCAGAAAUUCAAAACGAAUUGAUAGAACAAAUGUCGAGUAAAGUACGUGAAAAUAUAGUUAAAAUCAUAAAAAGCGCAAAAUAUUUCUCAAUCAUGAUGGAUUGCACCCCGGACGUAAGUCACCAAGAACAACUUUCAUUGAUUAUUCGAAUAGUUAAUUUAGAAUUAGAAAACGAAACUUUAGCACCAAAAAUCGAAGAAUAUUUUUUAGAUUUCAUAAGCGUUGAAUCAACUACUGGUUUACAUUUAACAAACUUACUUGUUUCAAAAUUACAAGAAUACAAUAUUGACCUUCUGGACUGCCGUGGACAAGGGUAUGACAACGGAUCAAAUAUGAAGGGACAAUAUCAAGGUGUACAGUCCAGAAUCAAACAACUUAACUCUAGAGCAUUUUUUACUCCGUGUGCUUCACACAAUUUAAAUCUAUUACUAGGAGAUAUUUCCAAAAGUUCCACAAAGGCAAUUAGUUUUUUUGGAACAGUACAAAGAAUAUAUUGUUUGUUUUCUUCUUCAAUAAAACGUUGGAGUAUUUUAAAAAAACAUUGCCAAGAACUUACACUAAAACCCUUGUCUGAAACUCGAUGGGAAUGUAGAGUAGAAAGCAUUAAAGCUAUUCGGUAUCAAAUACCUGGAGUUAUAAAAGCAUUAGAAGAGGUUUCAGAAGUUACAAAUGACCCUAAAACUAAGAGUGAAGCCAAUUCUUUAGUUAGUCAUGGAAUUGGUGACUAUGAAUUUAUUUUAAGCCUAGUUAUAUGGUAUGACAUUUUAGUGCAAGUAAAUAUGGUGAGCAAGUCAUUACAAUCUAUAAAUACAAAUUUGCAAAUAUCGACAAGUAUGUUGAAUAGCUUAUUAGAUUUUUUAAAAAAAUACAGAACAAAUUGUCAUGGAUUUGAAAAUGCAAAAAUUACAGCUAAUGAAUUAGCAAAAGAUAUCGAUAUUGAACCAGUAUUUACUCAAAAAAGAUCUAAAAAAGCUAAAAAAAUGUUUGAUUAUGAGAGCAAUAAUGACUUACAUAGAAAUAAUGGUGAAGAUACAUUUAAACAAGACUAUUUUAUUGUUAUUCUAGACCAGGCUAUUAUUUCAAUGGAAGAAAGAUUUAUACAAUUUAGGUGGUAUGAAGAGAACUUCGGUUUUUUAUUUAAUAUAAAUAAUUUAAAAGAAUUAAAUGAUGAAGAUUUAAUGAAACACUGUAAAGAUUUACAAAAUAUUUUGUCUUAUGGUGACUCAAAAGAUAUUGAAGCGGUAGAUUUGUAUACAGAAUUAAUUUUAUUUCGAA
Aphis gossypii (cotton aphid) is the source of this 2074-nucleotide messenger RNA. RefSeq names its product zinc finger MYM-type protein 1-like. The record is from RefSeq and is a predicted model, not a curated record. Lineage: Eukaryota; Metazoa; Arthropoda; Insecta; Hemiptera; Aphididae.